Messenger RNA from Diospyros lotus (date-plum), 546 nucleotides. RefSeq names its product blue copper protein 1b-like. The coding region runs from base 1 to 546 and encodes 181 amino acids. NCBI's taxonomy places the organism in Eukaryota, Viridiplantae, Streptophyta, Magnoliopsida, Ericales, Ebenaceae. The record is from RefSeq and is a predicted model, not a curated record. Gene Ontology annotation, cellular component: plasma membrane. Gene Ontology annotation, molecular function: electron transfer activity. The transcript has 2 exons.
AUGGCUGCAGCCAAGCAUGUCUUCAUAAUUCUUGCUGUCAUUUUUCCGAUCAUCGUCUCCGGCAAGGACUUUAUAGUCGGAGAUGAGAUGGGUUGGACGAUAAACUUCGAUUAUCAAGCUUGGGCGCAAGGCAAAGAUUUCCGAGUUGGAGACAAGCUCAUCUUUCAAUAUCCCGCCGGAGCUCACAACGUUUUCAAGGUGAACGGAACAGCCUUCCAGAACUGCACCAAGCCUCCACUGAAAGAAGCUCUAACUUCCGGCAACGACACCAUCGUGCUGGCGACUCCCGGCCGGAAGUGGUACAUUUGCGGCGUCGGCCAGCACUGCGCCGUCGGAGGCCAGAAGCUGGUCAUCACCGUCGACAACCCGGUGGCAGCGCCGCCAACGGCAGCAGCUCCUUCUCCUGCUCCUCACAGUUUUGAUCGUAUGAGCCCCUCCCAGCAGGCCUUGCCCUAUGAAAAUUCAGCAAAUCAGAUUAUUGGAAACAUGGCAGCUCCCAUUAUGUGGAUGAUGAUGAUGAUGAUUAUGAUGAUCUUGGUGGCUUAA